Messenger RNA from Solanum pennellii, 818 nucleotides. RefSeq names its product ubiquitin-conjugating enzyme E2 variant 1D. Gene Ontology annotation, biological process: protein K63-linked ubiquitination; DNA damage tolerance. The transcript has 4 exons. Bases 141 to 581 code for a protein of 146 amino acids. The record is from RefSeq and is a predicted model, not a curated record. Gene Ontology annotation, cellular component: nucleus. Lineage: Eukaryota; Viridiplantae; Streptophyta; Magnoliopsida; Solanales; Solanaceae.
GCCCCUUCUAUUCCCUUCUGCCUCUCUUGAACCCUCCAAUCGAUUUUUCAAGAAUAUCUCAGUGGUUUUUUUCUUCUUUUUGUCGAUCAAAUCGAUAUUUGUAUAAACCCCAAAGAAUCAUCUGAAGCAAUCAAUCAGCCAUGACGCUUGGUUCAGGAGGAUCUAGUGUUGUGGUCCCUCGCAAUUUCAGAUUACUGGAGGAACUUGAACGUGGGGAGAAGGGUAUUGGAGAUGGGACAGUGAGCUAUGGUAUGGAUGAUGGAGAUGAUAUUUAUAUGCGUUCUUGGACUGGCACCAUUAUUGGUCCUCACAAUUCUGUGCAUGAAGGCCGUAUUUAUCAGUUGAAGCUAUUUUGCGACAAGGAUUAUCCGGAGAAGCCACCAAGUGUGCGUUUCCACUCUCGAGUUAACAUGACAUGUGUCAACCAUGAGACAGGAGUGGUGGAGCCAAAAAAGUUUGCUUUGCUUGCAAAUUGGCAGCGAGAGUACACUAUGGAAGACAUACUGACUCAACUGAAAAAGGAAAUGGCUUCUCCCCACAACCGUAAGCUAGUUCAGCCACCCGAAGGCACCUGUUUCUAGUGUUAAGGGCAAUAACAUAUAGGUCUUGUCAACUAUGUGCUAAAUUGUACCGCUGUGUUGUCACGUUGGGAAUUAAAAUGUAAAGGGGUUGAAUGCCUGAAGAGGCUUUUCUCCUCUUACCUCACAAUUGUGUACCUUCUUCUACUUUUCGUUUUCUAAACUCUUGUCUAUGCUUGCUGCUGUUUGAUUAAUGGAUCUGGUUCUUGUGCUAUCCGAAUCAUCGUCAAUUGCUUCUUA